Molecule: messenger RNA, 3656 nt
Organism: Lethenteron reissneri (Far Eastern brook lamprey)
Lineage: Eukaryota; Metazoa; Chordata; Hyperoartia; Petromyzontiformes; Petromyzontidae
Product: BTB/POZ domain-containing protein 3-like
Biological process (GO): neurogenesis
Cellular component (GO): cytosol
Molecular function (GO): protein binding
Source: RefSeq, a predicted model, not a curated record
CAAGGAAGAAAAAAAGCAAAACAAAAGCGAAGCGUUAAAUGUUACACACACACAUAUAGCUCCUUCAGAACGCUUUAACAAGUUCACCUCUUUAUUUAUGCACAGCUGGUUAAACGACGAGGACUAACGCGACAGGAGUCGCUCAAGCGGAGCCGCAAGCCUCCGAGAGAAGAGGGGACCUCCACCAAGGAGCUACCGCCUGUGCCGAGCCGUCCCUGGGACCAGGACGGGCCCUGGGACCAAGACGGGUCCUGGGAGCGAACCAUGGCGGCGGACGUUGGAGGCAACGGCAAGAAGGCGCAGCAGAGUGCCGGUGGGAAGGCGGAGAUCACUGGAGCCGAACCGGGACAGGCCAGCUGGCAAGCUCAGCGAGCCACAGUGCGAGAACGGAACGCUAUGAUGUUUAACAACGCGCUCAUCUCAGAUGUCACCUUUGUGGUGGGGCCUCAGGGAGCCAGCCAGCGCAUCCCCGGACACAAGUACCUGCUGGGGGUGAGCAGCUCGGUCUUCUAUGCCAUGUUCUAUGGAGAGCUUGCCGAAGAGAAGUCUGAAAUUGUAAUUCCUGAUGCAGAGCCACCUGCCUUCCUCGCCAUGUUGAAGUACAUCUAUUGCGACGAGAUGGAUCUGGACGCCGACUCGGUGCUGGCCACGCUGUACGUCGCCAAGAAGUACAUGGUGCUGCACCUGGCGCGCGCUUGCGUGUCCUUCCUCAAGACGAGCUUGACGGCGCGCAACGCCUGCGUGCUGCUGGCCCAGAGCCGCCUCUUCGAGGAGCCCGAGCUCGCGGACCGCUGCUGGGAGGUGAUCGACGCACAGGCCGAGCUGGCGCUGCGCUCGGACAGCUUCUGCGAUGUGGACCUGGAAACGCUGGCGGCGAUCCUGUCGCGCGAGACGCUCAACGCGGCCGAGACGGUCGUCUUCGAGGCGGCUCUCGGCUGGGCCGCAGCAGAGUGCCGGCGAUCGGUGGCGACGCCGACGCCCGGGAACAUGCGCUCGGCGCUCGGCAAGGCGCUGCACCUGCUGCGCCUGCCCGCUAUGCCCCUGAGCGACUUCGCCGACGGGCCCGCGCAGUCGGGCGUGCUGGACGCCCGCGAGACUCUCGACGUGUUCCUGUGGCACACGGCGCGCGGCAAGCCCGAGCUGCCCUUCCCGACGGCACCCAGGCGGGGGCUGCAGCCGCGUCGCUGCUGCCGUUUCCAGAGCUGCACGUUCCGCAGCAACCAGUGGCGCUACCACGGCCGCUGCGACGCCGUGCAGUUCUCGGUGGACCGCCGCAUCUUCCUGGGCGGCUUCGGCCUCUUCGGCUCGAGCGGCGCGCGCACCGAGUACGCGGCGCGCGUGGAGCUGAAGCGCGGCGGCACCGUGGUGGCGCACAGAGCGAGCCGCUUCACGGCGGACGGCACGCCAGCCACGUUCCCCGUGUACUUCGAGCACCCCGUGCAGGUGGAGCCGGACGCGUUCUACACGGCCAGCGUGGUGCUCGACGGACCAAGCCUCAGCUACUUCGGGCAGGAUGGCCUGACCGAGGUGCAGUGCGAGGGCAUCGCCUUUCAGUUUCAGUGCUCCUCCGACAGCACCAAUGGGACGGGCGUGCAGGGGGGACAGAUCCCUGAGCUAAUUUUCUACAGCUGAUGAGACUACGGGCACGCCAGCACGUACAUAGGUUUUAUUUGUCUUAUUUAUUUUUGGACAUUAAAGCUGCUGCUGCUGCUGCUUUAGGGGAGGCCUUGAUGUAACAGUGAAAUGGAAGUAGCUACCGCCUACUUCUGGGGAUGCUACUGCUGUUCUCAGCGUGUAGUGGUGACGGUGAUGAAGCUGAAACUGUAUUGGGUGCAUGGGUCACGAAAAAGAAUUAGCUUUCCAAUUACCUUGUGAUGAUGGAAAUUGGAACGAUAAGAGGACCAGCACACUAUUGAGCACUUUCUAUAACAAAUGCCAAGACAUGUUGGCUGAUAAGCUUGUUGAGCAGGUAAGUACAGUGGUGCAGAGUAGGAGUGUUUCACUGAAAGCUGUUAAUACCUGGUUAUGCAAUACAUUUGCUCCAACUGAAAAAAUUACACGCUGACAAAAGGAGCAAGGGUUAAAGUGUUUCGGCAAGAGUAUGAUGUGCGCGAAUUAAUAUAGGGCCAUGGGUGUGUGAAGGUCAUCUUAGAGACAGUGCUUACUCCUGCUGCAGGGGGGGAACGUCUUCAUCUUUCGAGGGUCAUUUAGCGACUCAUUCACUUCAGUCUGAUGGAUGGUAAGAGGGUGAGCUACCCACAGUUCACCCUUAGCAACAGGCAUGGGCUCACUGUAGUGAAAUGGUUAUUUUAUCACUGGGUGCAUGGAGACACCCUUGACCACAUCAGCAGGACUGUGCCCGAUCUCGUCAUAUCUCGGAAGCUCAUCAGGAUUUUGGGGCCUGGUAAAUUAUUGGGUGGGUGACCACCAUGCAUGCCAGGUUGUCCCAGGUGGAUGUGGGGCUACUUAAACUAUAACUAAACUAUUUUUAUUUGAUCAGGUACGGCCCACUGAGCUGUAUAGAUAUUUUUCAGAAGUAUAGCAGCCAAAUACUCUAAACACAUGUUUCUACAUGUGGAGGGAAAAACCGGAGGACCCGGAGAAAAAUCCACACGGCCACAGGAAGAACAUGCAAACUCCAAAUAUACAUGCGUCCGGGUCGGGAUCGAUCCCACGAACCUCCUGCAUGCCAGGCGAGGGAGAUAACAUCUCGCCACCGUGGCGCCCCUUGGUGGUCAGCAAAGGACAGUGUAGCAAAAGCCACUUUUGUACAGUGUUUCUAUGCUCCCAGAUCUAAACCACACUGACCCAAAUUGUGCAGUGUGGUCAAUACCCACGUGGUGUCGGGAGGCCCUCAUCCAGCAGUGGAUUGACAUAUGCGUGGGAGAUGAGUGUUAUCUUUAAUAAUUUCCUCCAGCUUCAAACGUUAUUGACGAGGAAAUGAACACUCAAUUAUGAAUCCAAUGUGUGCAGUCUCAAAUGCCAUCAAUAAUGCACAGUAAUUCAGUUGUAAAUGUCACAAAAUAACAGAAUAGUUGCGACCUACUUUUACUAAACGUAUCCCAAUUCAAGCCACGCGUAUUAUUUUCCUGUCGUCUUGGAGAGGCACAGUGAAGCACUCUGAUAAAACGCUGAGAGGUUUGAAAUUGAAAAAAAUGGCCACGAGAGUGCAAAAAUCUAAUAACACUGCCUGUAAAGAAAAAUCAUAUAAAUCAUCUACAGCAGGGUGAAUUUACACCGUAAUAACUACGUUAUUUAGUGCUUUUAAUCUAACGAGUAGCCUAUUAGGAUGAAAGUUUACACUGAAAUAACUCGCGUCUAACUUACCUGCUACAUACAAUACAUCAGUCACGUGUAUAUAUUUUAGAGAAAACUAACAUCAUAUAUGGCCGAGAAAAAACGCGUAGUGUGAUAUUUUGGAAAGGCAGUUGCUAAUAACUUGUGGUAAAUUGUGUUCCUGAUUUGUAAGUUGCACAUUGCUGUGGUGAGGGAACACGUGAUCCUUAUGGCGGUACCCCUGGGUACCAAAUAAUACAAAAUGUUCCGAGGCAAUUAAACAUUUUAUUUCUGGUACACUUUUCCAGGGAUGUUACUUAAUUCUAGAUUUGAAGCUUUCGUGACUGCAAGGAUCCAUACUCUUAGGUUUUUUCGGUAAA